AUCCCAGGAAAAAACAACACUAAUCAAACACCAGCAAAAUCAGCUUCUGUACCCAAAUCUGCACCUGCUAAACUGACGAAAACACCUACAUCUACACCUGCUAAACCAACUUCUGUAAACAAAACUCCAGAUAACAAACUUAAAGCCGCUCCGACACUCAGGAAGUCUGUCAGUGAGCCUCCUGCUGCUGCUGAGCACACCCCAAGCAGAGUUUCAGAAACCACCAGAGCCUCCAUUAGAACAUCAUCCAGAUUAGCUCAGGAUAAACCAACAGACUCCAAACAGCUGAUGGAGACAGAAGAGCGCCCUGUGGCUACAAGAAGCAGGCAGACAGGGAGCGCCGGGCCAUCUGCAGAACAUGUGUCUGAAAUCAGCACUCAGGCAGAGGAUAAGAGAGAGACGAGAUCAAACAGAACUUCAGCAGCUGCUCCUGACAGGAAACCUGCUGCUGCUGAAACAAGUCAAGUUUCAUCUGUGAAGGAACCUGAGGGCAGCGGUGAGGCUGCAGGAUCAGGACCUCCCACCUCUGCAGACGUGGAGGCUACAGGUCGAGUGUCCACCCGGAGCAGAGGGACAGAUUUAAAGCUCGGUGACAUUCCUGCCGUGACCGCUCCUGGAAGGAAGAGAAAAGAAGAGAAAGAAGAAGAGAACCGAGAGGUCAAGAGGAAAAAAGAGGAGACUGUGGAGGAGAAGAAGAAAACCAGCCAGAACAAGGAGAGGAAAAAUGAGAUAACAAAGGAAGAGACAACUGAGAGCAGAGGGUCAAAAAGAAAGACAGAGGAGGAGAAAACMGAGGAAAAAGAGGGCGGAGUAAAGACCAGGAGAACUGAGAAUGAGGAGAAAACCGAGGGGAUGCAGAYGAGGAGAGCUGAGAACAAGAAGGAGACAUCGAAGGAGGAAACGAAGGGAACUAAAACACCAGUGAAAGAAAGUGAGGAAACAGAGCGAAUAAAAACCACAAAGACGCCUGAGGAGGACACAGAUGGGAGUAAGACGAGGUUAUCUGAGAAGGAGGCUGCUGGGGAGGAAGGAGAGGGAGUUAAAACAAGAGCCGAGAAAGAUAAAGAGAAAACUAAGAGAAUAAAGACGAGGAGGUCUGAGAAGGAGACACCUGAGGAGGAAACAAGUGGGACGAAGACGAGAACUGAGAAGGAGAAGACACCCGACAAGGAAGAAGAGAUUAUUAAAACAAAACAAGUGGAAAAGAGUGAGAAAACUGAAGGAGUAAGGACAGGGAGAUCAGAGAAGAAGAUGACUCCUGAGGAGGACACAAGUGGGACAAAGACCAGGAGGUCUGAGAAAGAGAAGAAGGAGAAGAAGACUUCUGUGGAGAAAGAAGAGAUUAUUAAAACAAAACAAGUUGAAAAGGGUGAGAAAACUGAAGGAGUAAGGAUAGGAAGAUCAGAGAAGAAGACGACUCCUGAGGAGGAAACAAGUAGGACAAGGACGAGGAGGUCUGAGAAGGAGACAUCUAUGGAGGAAACAAGUAGGACGAAGACGAGAACUGAGAAGGAGACAUCUAUGGAGGGAGCAGAGAUCAUUAAAACGAAAAAAGUUGAAAGAACUGAAGCUGUAAAGACAGGAAGAACUGAGAAGGAGAAGACACCCGAGGAGGACACAAGUGGGACAAAGACCAGGAGGUCUGAGAAAGAGACUUCUGAUGAAGAAGAAAAGAUAGUUAAAACAAAAAGAGCUAUAAAAGACAAAACUGACGGAGUAAAGACAGGAAAAACUGAGAAAGAGAAGACACCUGAGGACACAAGUGGGACAAAGACGAGAACUGAGAAGGAGACUUCUAUUGAGGGAGCAGAGAUCGUUAAAACAAAAAAAGUUGAAAAAACCGAAGCUGUAAAAACAGGAAGAUCAGAGAAGAAGACGACUCCUGAGGAGGAAACAAGUGGGAUAAAGACGAGGAGGUCCGAGAAGGAGAAGGAAACGUCUGUGGAGGGAAAAGAGUUUGUUACAACAGGAAAAGAAAAAGAUCAGAAAAUUGAGAGAAUAAAGACAGGAAGAUCUGAGAAGGAGAAGACACCUGAGGAGGACACAAGUGGGACGAAGACGAGGAGGUCUGAGAAGGAGGCUUCUGUGGAAGGAGAGAGAGUAAAGAGAAGAAGAGAUGAGAAUAAAGAACAGAAACAGGCAGAGCAAAAGAAAAGCAAACAGGAUGUCAAAGAUGGAGAGAAAGCAGAGAAAGCCCAGCCAGAGACGAGCAGCAGGACAAAAGCAACUGAAACACUGCUGAAAACUGGGAAAGAAGUUCCAGAAGAAAAGAGAGAUUUGAGGAGAGAGGAGAGUCAGAGGAAAAGGAGAAAGAAAGAGGUGGAGGAGAAGGAGACACAGAAGAGGAGAAAACGAGAUGAGGAGGAGGAAAACGAAGAAAAGUCCAGUGGACCAGAGGAGGAAGGACAGAAGGAAAUGAAGGAUGGAAGAGAGAUGACGGAGGAGGAGGAGGAGAAGGAGGACGACGAGCGACAUCACAGCCUGGUGGCGCAGAGGGAGAGCUUGUUGGAGUCCCUCAGAGACCUGAUGAAGACCAAGGAGACRACGAAGAGCUCGCAGAGGACAGGAGACACGGCGAAGACCGCCAGGACGAAGACGGGAGAGGAAGAGGAGCAGGAGGAGGAGGAGGAGGAGGAGGAGGUCGGCCCGAAGAAAAGAGACGAACAGAAGACUCGGAUGAAUGACAAAACUGAGAUGAAAGAAGGCGGUGGAAAAAUGUCCACCGGAAAGACAGAAAGGGACGAACGGAGGACGGAAAGAGACGCAAAAAUCAGAAAAACAGAGACAAUAAAAGACAGCAGUAAGAGGGACAAAGAGGAGCGCAGAGUGUCCAACCAGAGGACGACUUCAGACAGAGUGUCCAACCAGAGGACGACUUCAGAGAGAGUGUCCAACCAGAGGACGACUUCAGACAGAGUGUCCAACCAGAGGACGACUUCAGAGAGAAGACGAGCAGAGGCCAAGGAUGGACAGAAGACAAACAAAGACCAGAUGCUCUCCAGGAAGUCGUCAGAGACAAAACGUGUUGAGCAGAGGACAGGGAAGACACGAGGAUUGUUGGAGAAGGCUAGAGAAAGCAGGGGAGACAGGGAGGACAACCAAAAGACAGCAGCAGAGGUGAAAAAAGACGGAGAGAGGAUGGAGAGAACAAGUAAACUAACAGCUAAAACUAAAGAGGAGAAAAGAAGAACCAGAGGCUCGAUGGCAGAGAAGGAUGGAGGAGAGAGGACGGAAAAAGACAAGAAAACACAGGAAGACAAAGACCAACAGAAGACAGAGGAAAAGACGAGAAGUGAAGAAACGAAAGAGAAGAAAGAAGACGAGAAGAACGUUGAAACGAAGGAGCAGAAAGACGAGAGGAAAAUAAUCGGAAAGAUCGUGAAAGCUGGUCAGGGGACGAAGAUCCACGUCAAGACCAUGAUGGGAGGGACCAUGUCCGCAGAGGAGGACAAGAAGAGGGAGGACAGUUCAAACAAAAAAGAAAAGGGGACAAAAACGAGUUCGGAGAAAAGAGAGAGCUCCGAGGAGAAAAAGUCCGAGGAGGUUGAGACAAAGAAACGCUCCGAGAUGAAGGACAAAAAGGACAAGACGGUUAAAGAUGAGCAGAGGAGCAGAGCGGGAGACACGAGAAGAAAAGAGGAGGAGCAGAAACCUGAGGACAGGAAGAAGGAUACGCGGGUGGAGAAGACACCGAGGACGCUGAGGAGGAAACCCGACGACGAGAUAAAACACCACAAAACGACACCGGGACGGACGGAGGAGACAGACGCUCCGAARAAGAGCRGCGAAGAGACGAGGGCCGAGUCCAGCAGCAGAGAGGAGGACAGAACCGGACCUCUGCAGAACAAGAACUCCUCUGUGAUCGACUCCACCCUGCACAGAAUCCAUGGAGACAUCACGAUCUCCCUGAAGACGGCAAACCCUGACAUCAGGAAGUGCUUGGCGGCGUUGGACCAGCUCAGCAGGCUUUAUGUGACGUCUCAACAGGUCCAGAGGCACAGCGAGCUCAUCGCCACGCUCAGAAAGAUGCGGUUCUACCGGGCCAGCCAGGCCGUCAUGGACAAGGCCUCCAUGCUCUACAACCGCUUCAAGAACACCUUCCUGGUGGGGGAGGGCGAGGAGGUGGUGAGCGCCGCCUUCCUGCGCUCGCUGCUGGAGCAGAAGGAGAGGGAGGAGCAGGAGCGGGCGGAGCUCUGGAGGAGAACAUUUCUGAAGGAGGCGGGGCCAGACUGCUCGGAAGGAGGCGAGGCGGCAAACGACGAAUCCUCCUGAAGCUGUGUGGACACAACCAUGUCUCACCUGUACACCUGUUCACAUCAACAGUGUGGUUUUAUCCCCGGACUGGUCCGGUCCGUUUGCUUAUCGGCCUUCGUCCUCUCUUYAUUCAUCAAACUCACACAGCAUUAACCUGUGUUCUUCAUGAAGACAACACAGAUGUGUCACUACUUGUUUUCUCUUAUUUUAAAUGUUUAUGUACUACUUGUGUAAAACCCCAUUCUGAUGCUUUAAUUCAUGUGUUUCAGGUUCAGAGUUGAAGGGGCUGAUGGGAAAUGUAGUUUGUUGUUUUUCAUCAAACAAGGACUUUUUGAGCCUAAAGUUCAGAGAGCUGAUAAACCUGUUCAGCGUUUUUGUAAAAUUUGUACAGAAAGAUUUUAUUGUCUCAAACUUUGAUGUUUUUACUUUUUUUCUUCCUGUUGCUGUAUUAUAAAUCUUGUUUUUACUCCAUUUCAUAAACAAAAGUGAGUUCCCAACCUUCA
Austrofundulus limnaeus is the source of this 4757-nucleotide messenger RNA. RefSeq names its product PC4 and SFRS1 interacting protein 1b (gene psip1b). Lineage: Eukaryota; Metazoa; Chordata; Actinopteri; Cyprinodontiformes; Rivulidae. Gene Ontology annotation, molecular function: DNA ligase activity. The record is from RefSeq and is a predicted model, not a curated record.